This is a messenger RNA of Artibeus jamaicensis (Jamaican fruit-eating bat), 1109 nucleotides long. RefSeq names its product OTU deubiquitinase 6A (gene OTUD6A). Lineage: Eukaryota; Metazoa; Chordata; Mammalia; Chiroptera; Phyllostomidae. Gene Ontology annotation, molecular function: cysteine-type deubiquitinase activity. The record is from RefSeq and is a predicted model, not a curated record. Gene Ontology annotation, biological process: protein K27-linked deubiquitination; protein K33-linked deubiquitination; protein K11-linked deubiquitination. Bases 1 to 876 code for a protein of 291 amino acids. The transcript has a single exon.
AUGGAAGAUCUGCAGCGGGAGCGGGAGCGGGUGGAACGGCGCCACCUCCGCGAGAAAAAAGAGUUGCAGGACCGCAUCCAGAGCAUGAAAAAUGCGGUGCCUAAAAGCGACAAGAAGAAAAGAAAGCAGUUGCUCCUAGACGUGGAGCGCCUUGAGGCUGAAUUGGAGCAGAAGCAUCAGCAAGAGCUGGAGAAGUUCGGGGAGACAUACCCUGAUACCAGCAACCUCGAUGCCGUCGCUGCAGGUCUGGCCAAGAUGAAUAUUGAGAAUCGGCCUCCCCGCCUGUCGAAGGUGCAGAAAAGGCGCGAAAGAAGGGCGGCGCAAGAGAGAGAGCGCCAGAAGAUGGCGGAGGAGGCUGAAGCAGAUUACAUGGCUACUCACCGCCGCAAGGAGGAAGAGAAGCUGGCUGCCAUCCUCGCAGCCAAGAAUCUGGAGAUGAAAUAUAUUCCGGUCGACAGCCACUGCAUGUACCGCGCCAUCCAAGACCAGCUGCCUUUCUCCGAGACGCUGGAGAACCUGCGGAGCCGCACGGCUGACUACAUGCGACAGCACAUCGACGACUUCCUGCCCUUCUUCAGCGACCCCGAAACCGGAGAUGCCUACAACUCCGACGACUUCUUGAGCUACUGCGACGACAUCGUGCACAACGCGUCGUGGGGAACCCAGCUCGAGCUGAGGGCCCUGUCGCACGUCCUGCGGUCUCCCAUCGAGGUGGUCCAGACCCAGGCGCCCGCCUUCGUCGUCGGGGAGGAGUACACCGAGAAGCCGCUUGUCCUCGUCUACGUGCGUUACUGCUCCAGCUUCGGGGAUCACUACAACUCCGUGAAGCCGCUCCCAGCCGGCGCCGUUGGGGGCGCCGCCCCGCGGUUCUUCUAGGCGGUCGCGGUCGCCACCGCCGAAGCCAUCGCCGGUGCCGUGGCUGUUGCCGCUGCCCCGCCGCCAUGGCCGUCGCCGCUGCCGGUGCCCCGUUGCUGUUGCUGUUGCCGCUGUCGUUGCUGGUGCCUUUGCCGUCGCCGCUGCCGGUGCCGUUGCUGUUGCCGUUGCCGCCGCCGUUGCUGCCGCUGCCGUUGCUGCCGCCGCCCCCAGAGCCGCCGCUGUCGUUGCCGGUG